CUGCCCUUGCGGCGCGGGAGCGGGAGGCGGCCGAGUUGGGGGCUGCUGCAGGCAGGAGCUAUGCUGGCCUUCCUAGCCAGGAGCCUGAAUAGAGCAGUCAGAGAGCAAAGGUUGCUAAAGUAUACAACUCCAUGUGUGUGCUAGAACAGGGUAAGAUUAGAGAGGAAGCCUGAGGCAGAGACAGAGAGGCUUACAGGGUUUUCCUUCUUCCAGCGAUGGAUAGGAAUCAGCUGCCAAGGAAGGCCAAGCCAUGUGGCUUAGUGAAGCCAGUGGCUUUGGGCAAGCUCCCAGGUAGAUACUUAGCCCACCAGGAGGGGUUGCCACGUCUGCCGGUGCCAGCUCUUCAGCAAACCCUGGAUCGCUACCUGCUGGCUCUGCAGCCCAUUGUCAGCGAGGAGGAAUUGAACCACACAAAAGGGCUCGUGGAUGAAUUCCGGAAAUCAGGUGGCAUCGGGGAAAGACUGCAGCAGGGCCUGCAGAGGAGAGCCAGGAAAACUGAGAACUGGCUCUCCGAAUGGUGGCUGAAAAACGCUUACCUCGAAUACCGCCUGCCGGUCGUGGUUCACUCCAGCCCUGGUGUGGUCUUACCUAAACAGGAGUUCCUGGAUCGGCAAGGCCAGCUCAGGUUUGCUGCCAAGCUGAUUGAGGGUGUCCUGGAUUUCAAGACCAUGAUUGACAAAGAGACCCUGCCUGUGGAGUACCUGGGUGGGAAGCCCCUCUGCAUGAACCAGUACUAUCAGAUCUUCUCUUCCUGUCGAAUCCCAGGACCGAAGCAUGACUCCAUUGUGAACUAUGCCAAAGGGAAAAAGUGGUCCCCACACAUCACCGUGGUUCACAACUUCCAGUUCUUUGAGCUGGCUGUUUAUAGUAGUGAUGGGAGCCCCCUCGUCGCUGAUCAGAUCUUCAUCCAGCUGGAGAAGAUCUGGAACACCUCCCUCCAAACAAACAAAGAGCCCAUCGGGAUCCUCACCACCAACCACCGAAACAGCUGGGCCAAGGCCUACAACAACCUCAUCAAAGACAAGACCAACAAGGAAUCUGUGCGUUCAAUCGAGAAGAGCAUUUUCAUUGUCUGCCUGGAUGCACCCAUGCCCCGGGCCUCUGAGGACAUCUACAAGAGCCGUGUGGCUGCUCAGAUGCUGCACGGUGGAGGCAGCCGCUGGAACAGCGGGAAUCGAUGGUUCGACAAAACCCUUCAGUUUAUCAUUGCUGAAGAUGGUUCCUGUGGCUUGGUGUACGAGCAUGCUCCCUCAGAGGGCCCACCCAUUGUUACGCUUCUGGAUCACGUUGUGGAGUACACGAAGAAACCACAGCUGGUGAGAUCGCCCAUGAUUCCUCUGCAAAUGCCUAAGAAACUGAGGUUUAAUAUCACUCCAGAAAUCAAGAAUGACAUAGAGAAAGCAAAGCAGAACCUCAAUAUAAUGGUGCAAGAUUUGGACAUCAAGGUGACAGUCUUUCACUACUUUGGGAAGAAUUUCCCCAAGUCCGAGAAGUUAAGUCCAGAUGCUUUUAUCCAGAUGGCACUGCAGCUGGCUUAUUAUAGAAUGUAUGGGCAGCCCUGUGCUACGUACGAGAGUGCUUCACUGAGGAUGUUCCAUCUGGGCCGGACAGACACCAUCCGAUCUGCUUCCGUGAGCUCUCUGAAGUUUGUGGAGACAAUGGACAAACCUAACAAGCAGAACGAGGAGAAGGUGGAUCUGCUGAGGAGAGCUAUGCAAGCCCACAGGCAAUACACUGACAUGGCACUAACAGGGAAUGCAAUAGACCGCCACCUGCUAGGUCUGAAGCUCCAAGCCAUUGAGGAUCUAGUCAGCAUGCCUGAACUGUUCAUGGAUACAGCCUAUGCUGUUGCUAUGCACUUCAACCUCUCAACCAGCCAGGUCCCAGCAAAGACAGAUUGCGUAAUGUGCUUUGGUCCAGUGGUCCCAGAUGGCUAUGGAGUCUGUUACAACCCUAUGGAAGAGCAUAUCAACUUUGCAAUUUCAGCAUUCAACAGCUGUGCUGAAACCAAUGCAGCCCACCUGGCACAUUACCUGGAGACAGCUCUGCUUGAUAUGAGGCUUCUGCUUCAGUCCACCCCCAAAUCAAAACUGUAAUAGAGGCAUUGCUUCAAACCUCCAAAACUCUAGGAGCUGCCCUAGAAGGGUCAUCUAACCCUAGCAGUCUGCCCCUAACAUCUAUGAAUCUAUGAAGCUCCCAGCUCCUCAAACACAGGGCAAGCAGUUUUAUGUUCCACCAGGGACUUGGGAAGGCACCAGCCACCAGAAGCUAUGGAAUAGCAAUGUCCAGCUACUUGACUGUAGGGUGAAAGGAAGCAUUGCCUUAAUCCAACUAGCACUGAAAAAGCCACUCCCGUUGUAUGCAAAGCAUACCUUCCUUUCUUUGAAGGGGACAGGAACAUUGUUAAUUUUGUACAGAAUUCACUGUGGAAAGAACACGGCACAUCCUUCGACUGACCCAUUCAGUAAGGAGUGUGGUGGCUCUUCUGAGAAAGCAGGAAUAAUCCUCCUCAAACUAAUCUGACUCCACCUCAAUCUUUUUGCUGGCUUAAGCUUUGGAUGGGGCUGUGAGCAUCCCUUUUGGGGCUUAAGCCCAACUAUUUUGUGACUCCCUGGGUGGGGUCAUUAGUGUUGUUAAAUUUUGGGGUACAGGGAUAAGUGUUGUAAUGCAGUGUAAGUCCAGUCCUCCUAGUAUGUGUUGUGCUAAGUAUCCAGGGUCCCUGCUUAUGUUUUUUUUCCCCACACCCUACAUAUGCUCUUGUCCCUACCUUCCCAACCUCUGGAUCUGUCCUUUCCUGUAUUAACUGUAAAACAUUUAUCACUAAUCAGCCCCAUUUCCUUUAUGCUUUUUAAGCAUAAAGUGACUGACAGCUAAAGAGCCUCAAUCACCAAGUCCAAGACUUAAAUUUGAGCCUCUUUGUACCACUUCUACUGAACUGAUGCACCUUCAUGAAUUUAUUAAUCCAAGAUCCACUGGCCUUAGCUUUAUGCACUUUAAUUAGAGGGAUAGUAUGGCCUCUGAGGCACAAAGUCUCCACCCACCUGUUUGACAAAGUAAAAAUAUGGAAGAAAGUUGACCAUCUAGCUGUAAAUAACAAAGGGUAAGCACAGUUUGCACCUCUGGCAUUUAUUGUAGCCAAAGGUGGUGCUACACCUCAUGCUUAGGAGGCAACCCAGGUUUUAUGGUGUACAGUACAUUUUUAAUCACACCGGCCCACUUAGAAAAAGCCUCUAGGGUCCAGCUUGCACAGCCCAAAGCUGAGGGCUACAAGUUAUGCUGCUUCUCAGUCCCUAUAUCAUCUGCCCCAAAGCUGGGGCUCUAAAGGUGCGGGGGGAGGAAGGGAAGAAACCACAAAACUCAAAUUUAAGAUCUAGAUAUUACCUAGAGCAGUUCACUUUCCAUAGGAACACUACAACACCUCUUCUGUGGAACCUGGGGCUCCUGCGUUACUAGAUCAACUGAACCUUGAGAAAGCAAGGGAUUUGUACAUACCUGAAGGUGCAAUUCAAGUGGCGCUCUACCAAUGCCUCCUACAGAUGUGACCUAAAUUUUUAUAUCCUUUCAAAUAGCAGUACUUGGAGACUUUUUCCAUCACAAUGAAGAGUUUAGGCAUUAUUCUUUCAAUAGGGAGAAAGCAGUAGUCUCAAGGUGAGGGUACUGAAUUACCAUCAGGCAACAGUAACAGCAUGAGAAUAUGGUGAGCUCAGUCUUGUCAUAUGAUACUUGUACACAGGACUAGGAUUACUGCUGCUUCUUUACUUCCUGGUCCCUUAAGCAAAGAUCAUAAUCAUAUUUUCUUUGUGGAUGUGGGGGAAGAAUCUUGUGUUGCACCUGUCUGCUCUGCUACUGUUGUACAACGCUUAUGAGCGUCAAGUCAGCCUAUCCCAUGUCUCAGAUAGAAACCUCCUCUUACUUCAGAAAUGAUUUUUUUUUUUUAAAAAUACUACUUCAUCCCUGAGGGAAAGUUUUACUGGAACUCACCUGUACAGCUAAUGAUUGUACAAACAUCCACUCAUGACAUCCCAUAUUGGCUUCAUUAAAAUUAAAAGACACACACAUGCACACCACAAGCACUAAAUGGAAUAAGAUGGUCAGAAAGCAGUGGGAGCAUGUAAUGCAAAGCAGUGAGUACAAAAACACUUGGUCUAGUAACUGAUUUCCCCACCACCACUCCCCAGUGGAACAGAUCAAAAGCUAGAAGAGGAUGACCAAAAUCUUAAUGCAUUGAUAAGAACAUUUAUUAUGUAAUGAAUAUUUACAUAAAGAGACUGCACCUUUCUGGAAUGAAGUGGAAUAGGUACAGACUUGCUGAGAUAAAAGCUGCUUUUUAUGGAAGCUUUCACUGUGGAAGAGAUUCCUUUAGUAAGAGCCAAAAUAAAAUUCCCACACCCCUCCAUCUGCAUCAAGUCGAUAUAGAUUCUGGUGGUAAAUAAGGUAACCCCUCCUUAGGAUGCGUCAAAGGACCUUUCACCACUGACAGUACAUCAUCAGUUAUCCAAGUAGCAACUCUGGUUUUGAACUUGUAACUGUUGGUAUUUGUUAUACAAACUAUUCCCCUUUCAGGAUUUACUUAAUUAAAUACUGUAUCUCUACUCCUACAUUUAAUACAUCAACUUGUUACUGUUGGUAUUGUAUAACAUACUUCUCAAGCUUUCCUGUACUUAGUAUGUAUAUGGAUAAGCUUGGUAUUGUUUUACAUUAUGCAUCCUGUGUUAGCAUAUAUAAUUCCUCACAAGAUGCUGCGGUUUCAUGAAUCCAAAUGAUGUGUUAUCUGAACAGCUGUUUGGUAGGUGCUUUCCAAAGGAGUUGGGAUAACAGAGGAUGUACUGUGCUACAUUACUUCGCACUAGUAUGUUAUUAUAAUAAGGCUAUUUUCAGUAACUAUUUUUGCCUUCUGAAAAGGCAACUCUCUUAAAAGACAAAUGCCUACUGAAAAGGAUGAGCUGGAAGUGCAUUUUGCCACAAACAUAAAUAUGAAUUAAUCGGAUUCUGAUCCGAGAUGUAAAUCUAAGUAUUGCAUUAGCUUCAGGGGUGUUCUUCAGCUGUGGUACUGAGGUCUUUACACAUCAGUGAUCAUGGACUGAGGAAAGCAUGAUACUUAUCUAUCCUGUGCAUUCUCUGUUAGUUGUAGAAGUUAGGAUGAAGAAAGGAACUGGUUUUUUAUUUUUUAAAACUGUUUACAGGAAUUUUUAUCAUUUUAAAAAGUAUUAUGGCAUUUUGUUGGUGUCAGUGUCAAGCUGUGAUGUUCCUCCAACUCAUCACUUCUUGACUCUGCCCUUCUCUCCCCACAAGGAUUGGUUAAUGAGUGCAGAGUCAUUUACUCUUUAUACUCUGCUCCUUUAACCAAAAGAAGCUUGUGGUCAGAGUAUUUAGGAGCUAGCCUUGAAAAAUCUGUUUAAAAGUUCUGAAUAAAACUAUUGAUUUACUGAAUAGAGAUCUGUAGAUUUAUAAUGUACAAUUAACUCUGGGACUGUCUGUGCAGUUGAUAGCAGUCAGGACUGUUUGCAUGCUCUGAUAGUUAAUUGUAUUAAAUGUUAUUUUUGAUAUUGUAAUCAGUGUCUUGUAGAGAUGGAAAUGUUCUUCCAGUCAAUUUAAUCAUAAAUAAAAGUCAACAUGCUUCCCAGAAGCCUUAAGUCUUUGCUGAAAUUGCUGAAGGAGUAAGUUAAAUGACAACUGUGUCUUUAUAGAAAGAUGUUCAUCCUGGGACAAGAAGAAUGGACCAUACAUACCAUAUUUUCUUUUACUGCUUUAGUAUCUCUACACUAGUCUCUGAAUGAGGGAGAGAAGGCAGAGAUCAUCUCAUUGGAAAGUUAUGGGUGGUUCUAGAGGAAAUGGUUUCUAUCAUUCAGGGCACUGUAGGUAGCCUUCUCCCUUCAAGACUGGAUGUCUGAUUUUAGCCAUUACUUUCUCUUCUCCAACACCGUACAACAUAUAGCCAUGAUGACAUGAUGGAAAUUCUGCCUCCUCGAACUAUAGUAAACAUUCUGAAGGACUGGGUAGAUAUGACAGCAGCUAUGCUAGAGUGAAGAAGGGCCUCCAUCUACUCCAAGGGAUUCCGUUAAACAGGUUGAGAUGUACUACUUGUUUAACAGUUCCACAGAGACUGUCACAUUCGAGACCUGGACUGGAGAGAUCAGGGGAGAAUUAGUUACCUCUAUUUACUUUUUUACUGCUUCAUCCUUGGGAAGGACUAAACUGCCCCUUUUAGACUUACUUGAUUUAGCAGAGGGAAAUGGAGGGGAACUGAAAAUUUUACUUAUAAACAGUUCCCUGAGGAGCAUGGAGCCAAGACACAGCCAACUGUUCUUAAUUUCCCAGCAUGGUGCCCCACUCAAGUAGCUAUGCUGUCCUAUUACCUGGCUUAUUGAACUACCAGCGCAUUCUUUUCCUGCACUUUAUCUACUCACUUGGCUUUUUAGAUGGAAUAGUUAUGAGCCUAAUCCCAUUGAAAGAAGUGGGAAGACUCCUGCUGACUUCCACAUGCAUUGAAUCAGACCUUAUAUACAGCUCAUGCCAAGAUCCUAAGUAUAAAACUAAUGGUUUUUCCAAGCAAGUGACAGAGCUUUUCUAGUGGGAGUUUGCACUAGACCACUGCAAUGACUAUGAAAUUGGUUUGAGAUGUUUAUCCCAAGAGCAAAUUUUUUAAUUAAGGAUUAGAGCAAUCUUAAUGAGCUGCUACAGUCUUUAAAUAUAUUUAAAUGUUUACUUUUUAAAAGUUUUUAAAAAUGGUUGUCAUUCUUAAUUUCUGCAUCAGGUUUAAAAGGCUCACCUCUUCCUGGGGUUAACCCUCUGAUUUAGGCAGGACAGUUUCUACAGCAGUCAACUUUCACCAGGGGCACACAGGAUCAUAGCAACAGGUACAGAUGAAAUCUUAGAAAUGCUGUGUUUAAAUUAAGGUGGUCGAGAAAUACAAAGAUGAUCAGAUAUGAGCAAAAAGUGCAUCAAACAUACCAGACUUUUAUAUGAAGCAAGAGUUGCUUUUUAAUGGAAGCCUAGCAAGCAUGCAGAAAGACUUAUGCACACAGCUACCAAACAUGACUAUCAUAUGGAUGCCAACAGCCUUUUGUUUAAUGCAGAUGAACAGCUGGGUUAAACCUUAGGAAGGCUUCAAGCCAACCAUAACCUUGCAUAGCCUAAUU
Molecule: messenger RNA, 7139 nt
Organism: Gavialis gangeticus (Gharial)
Lineage: Eukaryota; Metazoa; Chordata; Crocodylia; Gavialidae
Gene: CRAT
Product: carnitine O-acetyltransferase
Exons: 15
Coding region: 216-2096 (626 amino acids)
Biological process (GO): carnitine metabolic process, CoA-linked
Cellular component (GO): peroxisome
Molecular function (GO): carnitine O-acetyltransferase activity
Source: RefSeq, a predicted model, not a curated record